Molecule: messenger RNA, 1471 nt
Organism: Plutella xylostella (diamondback moth)
Lineage: Eukaryota; Metazoa; Arthropoda; Insecta; Lepidoptera; Plutellidae
Product: GPN-loop GTPase 2
Cellular component (GO): cytoplasm
Molecular function (GO): GTPase activity
Source: RefSeq, a predicted model, not a curated record
GUCAUUGUCUUGUCAUGUCAAAAUUGUCAAAUAAAGUUGGUCAUUUUCCGCUUUGUUUGGUGAAUAAUCAUUAAUUACAUUAUUCAUUAAUAUCUUAAACAGCGAAGCGAGGCUCCAAUUUCUUUGAUAAUAUCUGAAAAUCAGAAGAUAUAGUUGCUAUGGAACUGUUAGAUGUUAUGAAAAAUUUAACCAUAAAACAAGCCGAUGAUUCUCAUCAGCUGCUUAGAUCUGUAGCUGCGAAAAUUAAUGAUGAACACACAGAAAUAGUUUACGCUGAGUAUUCAGACAGUAUAUUUGUGAUAAUUUCACAAUAUCUAAAGAUUGGGAGUAUGAUCCAAGUACAAAGAGAUCAAAUCCAUAGCCCUCUCGGUACUAAUGACAUAUUCACAACAAAAGUUCUUUUUGGUGCCACAGGAGAAGAACAGCAAGUUGCAGCAAGAUUUUUGGCAGAAGCUCUCAAUAUAUCCAAACCACUGUGUAUCUUCAUCAAUUUGAGGUCUUAUAGUAUUGAUACAGUGAAAGCGUGUAGGGAUAUCAUUAAAGAUCUCAAGAAAGACGAAAAUGUCAGUUGUUAGUCUGAAAAGAUUUAAACCUGCUGAAAAAUACUACGGCCAGUUAAUACUAGGGCCCCCAGGAGCAGGUAAAACAACAUAUUGUUGGAAAAUGUCAGAGCUACUAAAAAAAAUUGGUAGAAAAGUGGUUAUCAUAAAUUUAGACCCAGCAAAUGACAUGAUGUCCUACAAGCCUGAUAUAGACAUUAAGAAUUUAAUUUCACUUGAAGAAGUAAUGGAAAAGCAGUGCCUAGGACCAAAUGGAGCAUUAUUAUUUUGUAUAGAAUAUCUGGAAAAGAAUUUGGAUUGGUUAUUAGAUCAAAUAAAAGGUGAUCACUCAACAAAUUACAUAUUUGACUUACCUGGCCAAGUGGAGUUGUAUUGUCAUCAUGCAAGUCUUGGAAACAUAUUUGGCAAGUUAUCGAGUGCAGCUAACAUACAGUUAUGUGUAGUUCACCUCAUAGACUCGCAUCAUUGUUCUGAUGCCGGGAAAUUCAUAGCAGCUCUGAUGCUGUCACUAAGUGCUAUGCUCAAAAUCGGCCUCCCGCAUAUCAACCUUCUGACCAAAACAGACUUACUGAAGAAACACAUGGACAAAUUACAGUUUGGAAUUGACUUCUAUACUGAAGUUCUUGAUCUGAACUAUUUGCUUGAGUCACUAGAGAGUGAUAGCUUUACAUCUAAAUAUAAUAAAUUGAAUGCUGCCUUUGUUUCCAUAAUAGAAGACUACAGUUUAGUGACAUUUCAGCUUGUGAACAUGAACAGUGAGGAGAGCCUGGUCAAAGUUAAACAUUCAGUAGAUAAAGCCAAUGGUUAUGUAUUUCAAGCCGAGGAAGGCAGACAUAUAAAUAGCAUGCUUGCAUGUGCAAUGGGAGUCAAUGAUGAUAAGUUGGAUGAAUUUCAAUAAAUAUAAUUUUACA